Molecule: messenger RNA, 5307 nt
Organism: Vespa mandarinia (Asian giant hornet)
Lineage: Eukaryota; Metazoa; Arthropoda; Insecta; Hymenoptera; Vespidae
Product: ral GTPase-activating protein subunit beta
Biological process (GO): activation of GTPase activity; regulation of small GTPase mediated signal transduction
Molecular function (GO): GTPase activator activity
Source: RefSeq, a predicted model, not a curated record
AAAAAAAGAAAGUCAAUUCUCUUUUAUAAUACUCGACCUCAGUAUUUUGUCCAUUUUUCUUUUUUUUAACACACGUAUACACACAUACACGCACAUAUGUGUUUAACUUAUGUUAUAAUUCUAUCGAAGACAUGUAGGUUAGAAGUUUCAUACAUUUGACAUUAUAAUUAUGAAAUAUAAAUAAAAAAUAAUUUUAUUUUGUUUACGUUGAUAUUGGAAAUGAAUAAGAUAAUGUAUGAUCUUAAGACAUAUAAUAUAAAUACAUUUCAUACGAAGUGAACCAAUGUCUAUGACAGUACAUCGGACUUUGAUAAAUUGAACUACAAAUAAUUUUUGAAUGUAUAGUAUACAAUAAUCUAUGAAUUUAGGCGUAUUCAAUAGAGUUAAUCAUAAAGAUUCCCAAGGAGGAAUGUAUUCAGAAUGGGCUUCUUUAAGCAUUCUGAUUCAACAAGGUUCAGAAGAAAGUCAAAGUGUACUAGAAAAGUUUUCACCUGGAGCAGGAAAAGAAGUCGCAUUGUCUAUAGUACGUCAACUAGCUGCUAAUCUUGGUAUUACACAAGCAGCAGAACCUAGUCCCUUAUGCACUGAUAAAGAAGUACAGUGGUGUAUGGAAGUUAUUUGUUAUGGGCUUUCUUUACCAUUAGCUGAACAUGAUACUGUUAGAGAUUGUGUUAAUGUAUAUUGUGAAUGGCUAUCUGCAUUAUAUUCUACACCAAAAAUUUCUGUACCAAGGCCAAUUAUAGAUGAUCCAAAUUUUUAUGCUAGAAAGAUUAUAAGUCAUUUUCAUAAUUUAUUUAUACCUCGAAAAGGAGAAGGAAGUGAUACUAUAAAUAGACAAGCUGUGUUAUGUCAUAGAGUUCUUAGAACACUUCAACAAAUUGCAAGAGGUCCAGCAUCAUUAGAAAGAGAAACUUGGGAAAGUUUAUUAUUAUUUCUUAUUGGAAUUAAUGAUGCAUUAUUAGCUCCACCAGCAACAAGAGAAGAUGCUGGUGAACAGCUAUGUGAAAGAGUACUUGGUGUAUUAUUAGAGGUAUGGCUGGUAGCUUGCGAACGUAAUUUUCCUGCUCCACCUUUAUGGCGUACAUUACGAGAAUCAUGCCUUCGAUGGAGGCACAGAUUAGCUUUAAUAGAACAAUGGAAUCGUGUGUGCCUAGCACUCACAGCAAGACUUUUACAAAUCAUGUAUGGACCAAUGUUCCCAGAGUUAAAAAUAAGUGAAGAAGAUGCACAACUUGUACCAUCAACAAUGUCGGAGGAAGCUGUUGCACAAGCAUGGUACAGACUUUUGCGAACUAUUGGAGAUCCUGUGGAUUUAUGCAGGCCAGCCGUAGUAUCACAAACUCAAGCAUUUUUCCAAUAUGCUAUUGCUAGCCCAAACGUUAUAGAUCCUUGUCAACAUCCAUGUCUACAGGGAUUGCCACAAAUAUUCUUGAAAGCUAUAAAAGGAAUAGCUGGACAGGUUGAUGCAUUUCUUGGAGUUUCACAAGCAUGUUGCUGGGAAGAAUGUUGCGUAUCCAACAUUGCAUCUGGAACCAAUAAUAAUGGAAACAUAGGUGUUGGGUGGGACAGAUCAAGUGGCAAGGACCAACCACAACCCUCCCCUACACCUCCAACACAACGCCGACUUGCCAAAAGUUUCAGUGUUACACCUUCUGCGGUUACUAAGGGGAUACCAAAAGCUUCUUUAAUUGGUUUAACAACCAGUCGCGUAUCUAGUACACCCCCAAUGUUGAUAUCAAAUUCCGGGCCAUCAUCAGCAUCUAGUACAACUUCUAUGACAUCACUUGGUCAAGAUAUUCGACCUCCUUUAGCACCAGGAAGACCUAAGUGCAAUAGUAUAUUACAUCUUUUUGGUGAAUGGUUAUUCGAAGCUGCAUUUAUAGGAACAAAUGGAUGGUCACAAAAUUUACCACAACCAUCAGGAGCAUCAAAACGUCCAUCUUCAGUACUUGUAGAUGGGCCAAGUUCAUUACAAGAAACUGUUAGUGAAGUACCUCCUACACUUUGUAUAGAUCGUUAUGAAUCAGGUAGAGCAGAAGCUAUGGGUGCACUCUGUAGAAUCUUUUGUGCCAAAAAAACUGGAGAAGAAAUAUUGCCAGUUUAUUUAGCAAGGUUUUAUCAAGCAAUGCAUCAUGGUCUCAAAUUAGAUGAUACAAGAGAGUGUGGUGAAACAUUAGCAUAUAUUCUUUUAAAUUCGUCCGAUUUAUUUCGUUUAGACUUGAACGGUGUACAAGUAUUAGUACCUGCAGUAUUAUCUGCUUUGGAACUUGUACUACCUGAGAAAGAUUUAAAAUUAAAAUCUAAUAUAGUUUCAAAACCAGAUUUAAGACGAGCUUCGAUACAUUUACUUAUAUCGAUGUUGGCAUUACCAUUACACUUUCAGAAUCUCCCUAUCAAAGAACUUCCAACAUUUCCAAACACAUCUUCUGAAAAAACUCAAGUAACCUUUGCACAAUUAAAAUCAAGAUUGAUGAAUUUGCUUAUCAAUGCAUUACAAGUAGAAACUGAUCCACAAAAUACUCAUAUGCUUCUAGGAGGUCUUUUAUUAAGUGUACAAGAUUCUGCUGCAGCAGAAGAGGUUGAACAAGUCACCCAACCAGAUGCAGUACCAAAUGAUGCAACAGUUAAUUUAUUAUCUUCAGUUACCAGCGAUUCAGCCAGUCAAAUAAGCAUAUCCAGUGAUCAACGUUCGCUCGGUGAUGCCUCUGAUAUAGCAACUCUUCAAGAGGAAUGCAUUGCAUUCGAUUCGGCACAUGCUCUUUUCGUACGAGCCACGUAUCUCGUUUGUCACAGGUUGAUAUCUUCAUGGAAAACAGAUUUAAACAUUUCACUGGCUGCACUUGAAAUGUUAUCAGGAUUGGCAAGAACACGAAUUCGAGAAACAGCAAGGAAACUCACAGAUGCUUUGGAAUGCAAACGAGCUGUAAAAUGGUUAUGUGAUUAUAUUGCAUAUCAAUGUUGGCGACCUCCUCCAGCACAUUCCAAAGAUUUGCAUUCUUCUAUUGUAGCAGCAUUUGGUUGUUUAACGACCUGGUUAACUGCUCAUUCUCAAUUACUACAGGAUAAAGAUUGUUUAACAACAGUAUUAGAAGUAGUAGAAUUAGGAGUAUCAGGUACAAAAAGUAUUGGUAAACCAGGUGAACCAAUUAAAAUGAAGGAUGAAAAAGAAUUAAAGCCAGCAUCUAUGCGUGUUAGAGAUGCUGCAGAAGCUCUUCUUACAAUAAUAUUAGAACAGGUCGGUUAUUUUCCUAGUGCUUGUGGUGCACAGUCAUUGUCAUCUUUACUGGAUGAAGUAUCAUUGCUUCGGCAUUGCAAUAGUUGGACUGGUGGUCGUGUUGCUCGGCAAGCAGCAGUUGAAAGAUUCCGUUAUUUUGUUGCCGAAAAUGCAACGAUUCUAGCUUUAUUAGAAGAACCUUUAGGAAAUGAUCAGGAUCCACAACCUACUGUAACUGUUUUAAUACGCGGACCAUUUGGUAGACAUGCAUGGACUCUGCAAUUACGACAUUUGCCACGUCAUAGAUCUAGUAUUAGAAGCGUAAAUACAAAUCCUGGCCGACCUUUACCAUUGAAUGAAGCGGCACCAAGAACGGAUUAUAAGCCUAAAUUUUUCCCCGACAAUGUAGAUAGAAUACCUCACUGCAAAGUAGAUGAGUCAAUACCUAGCCUUGAAGCUGUUAUGAAUGAUAACGAAUCAAUUAGAAACGAGCAUGAGCUAUUAUCGCAGUUGCUGGAACGUCAGAUAAAUCUAGAAAAAAAAUAUGAUGAUGUCAGUAAUAAGGAAAUAGAUGAAAAAACUGAGGAAUGUGCACCACCACAAAUAUGUCACGAAUUCCAAACUGCUCGUUUAUUUUUAAGUCAUUUUGGUUUUCUCAAUAUUGAAAAUAGAGAAAGUGAAGAGUCCGGAAAUAGUACUCUUACUGCUUUAGAUCCUACUAUUCCAGGAUUUUGUACGGAUUUGGAAACAUUAGAUAAUAUUAGUUCAAGAACAUGUGAUACUGUUCAUAUAUUUUAUGUCAAAGCAGGUCAGAAAACAGCACCCGAAAUAUUGUCCAAUGUACUUCAUGAAAAAAAUGUAUCACCAAAUUUUUUGGAAUUUCUUAAUUCACUUGGUUGGCCAGUAACAGUUUCUGCACAUGCUGGUUGGACUGGCCAUGUUUACACCUCAUGGAAAGUAACUCCACAAAUGAACGUUUCACAAUCAACUACUAGUGAUCAUGGUGGUUCUCUUUAUAAUGGUGAUACACAUGUAUUAUAUUGGGCGGAUGUCAGUGCAGAAAUUGCAUUUGUUGUACCAACACAGUCAUUUAUAAUGACAAAUUCAGAUUCGUUAGAAGAAGCUAGUUAUACAAGUGAUACUAGUAAUGGUCAAUCUUGGUUUGAAAGAAGUAUUAGUGAAAGUGGUGGAUCUCGUUCCUGUACCAUUCCACAGAAUUCAAGAACAAUGUCGCUUGAUUUUGAAAAACAACCAUCAAGUUUUUCAGGCUCAGGUCCACCUAGUUCCUCAAGUGCGGAUCCUGUUAAACCAAGAAGAACAACAAAACAUUCUUUACCAAUACAAACAGAUACAAGAAUUAUGGUGGUAUGGCUAGAAAGCUUGGAAGAUUAUACUCAUUUUCCAAUUGGAGAUAUUCUACCAUUUACACAUACUGGUUUAGAAUAUUGUAGAACAGUUCAACCUUCUGAUGUACAAGUAAUUUUUCUUCAAUCCCUUGCUAGUGGACUCAUGAGAGUCAGAUUACAAGGUCCAACUUCUAGAAUAAAUUUAGCCACUCCAUUGAUUGAUGGAAUGGUUGUAUCUAGAAGAGUAUUAGGUACUCUUGUCAGGCAAACGGCGUUAAAUAUGGGUCGGCGUAAAAGACUUGAUAAUGACAGCUAUCAUCCACCACAUGUUAGAAGAAGAUUGAAGAUUCAGGAUAUGGUUCAGAAAUAUAAAAGAAAUUUAUCUGAACCAGAAUUAUUAACACUUUUGUUUAGUAGUACCCAAACGUAUUAAAUUUUUAUAAAGAAUCAAUAUCCUACAUUAUAAAUAUAUUUCUAAUAUACUUAAUUCUAAAAUCAAAAUCUUAUUGUUUUCUAAAAUAAUAAUGCACAUAAAGGUAUAUAAAUUGCACAAAAAAUAAAUUAUACUGUUUAUCUUAGUUAUAUUCAAUCUACUCUUUAUGUGAUUAGAUAUAAAACUUUUUCCAUUGUAAAAUAUUAUUAUAUACUUUGAUUACAUAAUUUGAUUUAAUCCAACAAUGUAGUAUGUCAUAAUGCUAAACUAUAUCGUAUGAUUAAAUUAAUUGGCUUCUUUAAGCAACAUUAAAA